Grosmannia clavigera kw1407 is the source of this 1692-nucleotide messenger RNA. RefSeq lists its product as uncharacterized. The record is from RefSeq and is a predicted model, not a curated record. Bases 1 to 1692 code for a protein of 563 amino acids. The transcript has a single exon. NCBI's taxonomy places the organism in Eukaryota, Fungi, Ascomycota, Sordariomycetes, Ophiostomatales, Ophiostomataceae.
AUGGAUAAGGGAGAAGAAGCAGACAAGGUCGGGGGGCUUCCGAUUGUCGGCAAGCGCCGAAAAAAGGCGUCGGACGAGUCUACCAACUCGUCCUUGUCUGCUAAAUCGUACCCAAGCUCGUCGAGUCUAACGGCGGCAACUUCCAUAUCAAGGUCUCGCAAGCCCAACGAGGAGCCGGAAAACCAUGGAGAGCCUAGCUUAGUCGAGAAGAAGCACUAUUACGAUGGUCUUCCUUCGCACCCUCUGCUUAUAGCCCGCACGGGUUCCACCAAAUGGAGCCUCCCUAAGUCUAUCCAGGAAGAGCUGCCGCUUAAGGCAAUGUGCAACGUUGGGUCGUCCCAUUGCCUGGUGGGAAUUUGGGAGUCUGUGUUGGACGAGAUCGUGAAGGCGCUUGAGCCGCUAGCCUGGACUAGCAUCGACCUUCUCCGCAUCGGGUACCAAGAUACGGCUGAAAAAGAUUGGCCCGUGACACUAAUGAUUGGCGCCAAGCCUGGCUCUCAUUGGAAAGUCACGAUACCUGUGGCUGUGGCGUGCCGGAUGAUCCUUCGCUCCCACGGCGCCCAUGAGGUAGAAUGCGAGGUUCGCGAAAGCGAGUCUUUUUUCUCUGUUGCGGACAGGCUUAUUACUGCCAAUGAGACGAUAGGCAGACUGGAAGAAGAGAGGGCAUUCUCGGAAUGCGUCGCACAAUGCAUCUCGCCGUGCGCUGCUCCGGGUCGAGAGGGCACUCUUGGCAUCUACCUUGCGGUUGGUUCCACCCGCACUAUGUGCGCCCUCACCUGUCGUCAUGUUGUCUUUGGUGUGUUAGAGGCCGAAUCCGAAAUGAAGAAGGCCGUUGCAGACGACGGAAUCUACCGCGGCAUUGUCCAGCCUAGCCAGUGUGUGUUUGACAAGAUUCUGGCUGAUAUGACCUUAGACUUCGAGGAAACCGGAGAGAAGUCGGACUUUCUCAAGAAAAUCUCGGACCAGCAGAAGAUGGAAGACCGCCGUAUCGGCCACGUUUUUUUUUCGCCCCCUCGCACUAUUGACGUUGAUAAGCAACUGCACGACUGGCUAAUAGUAAAGCUGGCAGCAAAGCGCUACGCCAGUCUGUCGACGCUGCAGAACUGGAUUCAUGUGGGCCGUGAUGGCUACAGGCUUAUGCAACGGCUCCUGCCUAGCAACGUUAAGCCGGAAACGAAUUCCUCAAAGGACAUGGUACGCCUUAAGGGCAUGGUAUCCAAAGCGGAGAUCUUUCGGACCACGGCGCAUAACGAGCCUACGCAGGACCACGCGGCCCUAUGGGUGCACAUGUUCGGAGCCCAUGGCAGCAAGCUGACGACAGGAAUCUCCAACGAGGUCCGCUCUGUGCGCCGUGUAAAUGCAUCCAUUGACAGUAACGAAAUCAUCACGACGCGUGAGUGGUGCGUGGUGGGCCGCAACGGCCAGAGGAGGAACGGGGCUGUUUUGUACGGCGUCAACAGCAUAAGCUCCCCACUAAGGCCUUUUUCGGAGCCGGGUGAUUCAGGCUCGGCCAUGUUUGAUUCGCAAGGUCGCAUUGCUGGCAUCCUUACCUCGGGGUGCGGCGCGAGAGAGGACGGUAGACCAGGGGGUACCAACAACGACUUUGGCUGUGCCGAUGUCUCCUACGUAAGGCCUAUUGAGGUGAUCUUAGAUGCGAUUAAGACAAAGUAUGGCCGGGUAGAAGUUUUGUGA